Messenger RNA from Cryptotermes secundus, 659 nucleotides. Its product is annotated as microfibrillar-associated protein 1-like. Gene Ontology annotation, molecular function: RNA binding. The record is from RefSeq and is a predicted model, not a curated record. Gene Ontology annotation, biological process: mRNA splicing, via spliceosome. The transcript is spliced from 3 exons. Gene Ontology annotation, cellular component: U2-type spliceosomal complex. Lineage: Eukaryota; Metazoa; Arthropoda; Insecta; Blattodea; Kalotermitidae.
AGCACUGCUUCUCUUAUGUCACCAGAUGGUAGAAGAAGAUAUACGGAAGGAGACAUCCGUGAAGGAUGGUGAUGAACCAUCCUUACAUGAUGUUAACACAGAUGAUGAGAACGAUGAGGUGGAAUAUGAGGCUUGGAAACUGCGUGAGCUGAAGCGAAUCAAACGGGAUCGUGAGGAGAGAGAACAGAUAGAACGGGAACGACUGGAAAUAGAACGGCUGCGCAACAUGACAGAAGAGGAGAGGCGGCAAGAGCUUAGGAACAACCCCAAGUUUGUCACUAACAAAGCAACGAAGGGCAAAUAGAAGUUCCUGCAGAAGUACUAUCACCGUGGUACUUUCUUCAUGAAUCAGGAUGAUGACCUGUAUAAGAGAGACUUCUCGGCCGCGACACUGGAGGAUCACUUUGACAAGACCAUUCUGCCAAAGGUGAUGCAGGUGAAGAACUUUGGGCGCAGUGGUUGCACCAAAUUCACUCACCUUGUGGACCAAGACACUACACAGUUUGACUCCCCGUGGAUAUCGGAGACUGCUCAGAAUCUCAAGUUCCACAACAACCAGGCUGCAGGCAUGAAGCAGGUUUUUGAACGUCCAUCUGUCAAGAGGAGCAAAUAGAGAGGGCAGGCUUCAUGCAUAUGGUUGUCACUAUUGUGACUGGAAA